ACGCCAGUGGAACCAUGGCUAAAGGAGGUAUGAAAAUGGCUCAUGACAUCCUGGCUGCGGUUUUUUCUCCCGGGGGCCAGGUUGCCAUAGCAGCAACUCAUUUCGACAUUAUCAUGUACUCGUUUGAUGCCUGGAGUUACGCUUCCAUGGAGAACUACAGGCUGUACAAACAAAACACCAGAAACACUGCGUCACCCCGGUUCUGGAGUCCUCAAGAGGCAGGCAAUGAUAGAGAAAACGCCUGCCAGCCUUGAGGAGGCGCUGAACUGGGCAUUGCGUUGGGGAGCAGGAGGCCCAACGAAUCUGCUGAAGGCUCUCGAUGUUUCUUUUAGUCGGAGCUUUUGUGAUUGCAUAUAUCUUCUCACUGAUGGAAAGCCAGACAAGCCUGUUCUGGUGAUGCAACAAAUCAAGAAGCUUCUAAAGAUGCAAGGCGCUGUCACCCCCCUGUACACAGUUGGAUUGGGAACGACGAAGUAUGGAGAACGUUUCCUGCAGAGGAUCUCCGAGCUAACUGGAGGCGUUGUAAGACAUGUCGACCGGAAUUGGGCAACAAAACCGCCGCCAGUGUCAGGGGUGGCUCUGGAAGACAUGCUGUGGGCUAAAUCCAUCAUAGAAGGCGAGCAACGGAGGAACAUCGUUCGUGGUAUAGUUGAGACGAUACACGACCUUGAGGAGAAAGUGAGGCUACGUUACGACAAGGAAAGAAACGCACCUCGGCUAGCAGCUUAUCAGAAGAAUCAGAAGAAAAUGGAGGAAGACUACGAGGCGCUUAUAAAGUCAAUUGACGAAGAGAACGAAGCAUUGCUAGCGGCUGCAAAGAGGAAGUACGAGGACGGCUGCAAAGAUAUCAUUGCAAGGAACAUGGUGCUGCACGACUUUGCCAGGGAGAAGUGGUUGGAGGAGUGCCGGCGUGUCGAGCAGCUGAAUCAACGCGCUGUAGAAGAAAUCGAGAAAUGGAAGCGCCAGGUGAAGCACAUUGACGAAGAGAACGCAAGGCUGGCAGCCGAGGCCAAAAAGCAGUACGAGAAGGACGUGAAAUGGGUGGAGGAAAUGAACGCGCUCAGUCUGAAGCGAGCAAUGGAAGAGUACGAGGCCGAUUGUCUCAAGAAGAAAACAGCAUUCGAGUUUAAAGUCAAGGAGACCGAGAGGCAACAAAAGGAGAUGGAAGAGACAGUCGCGACCAGGAACAGGAUCAACCAGGAGAACCACGCAAAAAUGGUGGCCGAGAUCACUCAGACGAACAAAGAAACAACAGAGAAAGCUCACGCGGAUCACGCAGCGAGGGUGGCGUACAUCGAGUCGGAAAACGCGCGCAUCAAAAAGGAGUCGGAGGACGCAUUCCAGAGCACCUACGACAAAGUAAAGCUGGAAAACGCUCGACGAGUAGCGGCUCUCAAACAGAAGAUCCAAGACCUCAAAGAGAACAAGGAGAAGACGCUGUCGACUUACAAAGCAGAGCUCGCAGCAGCCAUGGCGGAGCACGAGGCACAGUCCAAGAAGUUUGCCAAGCUCAACCAGGAGACCGAGGAGCGCGCAAGGGCGAACUGGAAGCUGGCGUGCGAGGCAGUGGCUGCCGAGAACAUGGCGAUUGCAAAGGCCGCAGUGGAGGAGUACGAGCGGCAAUCCAAGUUCGUUCACGAGCAGAACAUGAGGCGAGCCAGUCAGAUAGCAGCAAUGCUCAAGAAAAAGGCGGAGGUGGAAGCUCAAAACGAGGAGGUGACGAGGGUGAAGAAGAUCCAGUGGAAGGCGGCCUGCGCACAGGCGGAGGUCGACUACGAGAUGGAUGUAACACGGGCGAAAGAAGAACACGAGAUGCUCUCGCUGGAGGUGAAUGCCAAGAACUCGGAGGCUUUCCAGGAGGCUCUGCUGGAACACAAGGCAAAGGUGGCGGCGGUGAAGAGCUACAACGAGACUAUCCGCCCGUUUGUGGAGGCGUCCAUCCUCGUCAAGGCGGAGAUAGCACGCGUGGAGAAGUUCAUUCGCUACAUCGGCAAUGCGUGCCUGGAUCCAAACCGCAAGUCCACGGACACGGCGUCGGAUCUAAACGUGCUGGGGAAGUCCGAGCAGGGAAUGGAGACCAAGAUCUUGGUGGAGGCGCUGCAGGAGGCUUACAGUACCAAGCGCGAGGGUGGUGACUACGUCCAGAGGCCCAGUUUCUACUCGGGCAAGGACUUCUCCGGGAUGAUACCGAUCCAUCCGCCUCGAGCACCACAGCACCACUGCCCGGACUUGGAUGGCCACGUCCGGUUGAAGGAGCUGGAACUGGAGAGGUUGAGGCUCGAACUAGAGGAGAUCAAAGCCGAAGAGGAAGCCAAGAUAUCCAAAGAGAAGGACAAGCCGCUCUUCAGAUUCUAA
Molecule: messenger RNA, 2355 nt
Organism: Selaginella moellendorffii
Lineage: Eukaryota; Viridiplantae; Streptophyta; Lycopodiopsida; Selaginellales; Selaginellaceae
Product: WEB family protein At5g55860-like
Exons: 4
Coding region: 127-2355 (742 amino acids)
Source: RefSeq, a predicted model, not a curated record